CGAGUAGUUACAAUGGCUUGAAAAAUUCUGUCUACCAGUCUCCUUUUGAUUCUGAGGAAACCCUAGAAACAGUUCGUUACACCAGAGAAAGUCCGAGCAGCAAAAAAGUGUUAACCAUGGAGAAGGUUUCAGCAGCUCACGCCAUGGAUUGGAGCAUCAAGCUAGAGAAAGCCCUUCGUUCUAAAAACCCAGUUAGAGCUGUUGAAGCCAUCCUGGAGACUGGUGAGAAGCUUCAACAGUGGAGCAAAGAACCAGAACCUGCAACUGCAGUUUACAGUUUAUUUGGUUUGGUUCCUGAAGAAGAUAGGUUGUUUUUCAAUACUAUCCUAUUGAGGCUAGUUGAUGCGUUUUGCUUUGGAGAUAAGCUUGUUAAGGUUGCUGUUGUUCGGGUGUUUAUGUCUGUGUUCAAGCGAAGCCGAGGGAAGAGUAAAAGCGAUUGCGGAACUUGGUUUUUGUCAAAGGCUAAAGUGCAUAACCACUUGGAAAUGCUUAAACGAGUGAAGAGUGUUUAUGACAAGGGUGAUACUGAGGCAAAGGCUUUGGCUUUGAUUCUGUUUGGUUGUUGUAGAGAUUUCGCUAGCGAGUUUGCUCCGGUGCGGUACUUGGUUUUCACCAGUAUGGUUUCUUCACAUGAUCUUGAGGUAAGAUCAUCUCUGUUUGCUGCAGCUUGCUUUUGUGAAGUAGCAGAUGACUUUGCAUUGGUUGUUUUGGGGAUGUUAAAUGACAUGGUGAAGUUCCCGGGAUUAAUGCCAAAGACCAGGUUAGCUGCUGUGCGAGUUUUUGCAAAAAUGGGAUCCUCACAUGCAAUUGCUAAUAGAGCCUUCAAGAUCUGUAUGACGCUAAUGUUGGAGUCCUCAAAAGAAGACAAUUUGGUUCCGUUCCUGGUUUCCUUGACUAAGCUUGCCUCAAGAUCUACUCAUCUUGCUUCUGAACUGGCAGAGGUUAUCAUGGCAUUUCUGGGUGAAGAUAAGAGCCCUCAUGUUCGAGCUGCGGUACUAAGAUGUCUCCACUUUCUUAUCAAAAGAGGGAUGUGCUUCUCUCUUGUCCAUGUCAUCGAAACUGCAACUUUUUCCAGCUUACUAAAACAAGCAGAGCUCCCACCAGAUAUGCAGCUUAAAGCCCUUCAAAUUUUUCAAAAUAUACUUGUCUACAAACUAUGUUUGGCUGAUCCAUCUGAACUGCAUCAGCUCAUAGCUUUAGUUGAGAAUGCAUCUCAAUCUCAGAUCUUCUCAAGCAGCUGUUUAGCUAUCAGUAUUUUGGUGGGUAGCUGGAAAGAAAUAAUCCGGACAGCAGAAAUAAGAUCAAUUGAGGUAUCUUCAACGUCUCUUCCUCUGCAGCUCGUUGUAUUAGUCAUGGACAGGCUUACCUUACUGGCACGCUCGUGUUCUGAUCCCUGUCAAGUUGACUUUGCGCUAGUUACUGAGGUUCAAGACCUCUUCAAUGUUCUCCACCUAUUAGUCGGAAAACAAUCUGAAGUGAGGCUGCUACUGCUUGACAAAGUCAGGUUAUUCCUAGUGGACUUAACUGAUGGCUUAAGAAAACCAGAUGGAGCUCAUGAACUACUGGUCGGUGUAAUCAAUUAUAAAAGUAAAAGAGGGGUUGUCGUGAGGUCAGAGUUUUUAGCAUCAGUACACAAGUUCCUGAUAGUGUUCUUGGAGAAUCUCGAGGGUGAUAAAACUGUUCUGUCUCAAGUUUAUGAAAAGGUGAAGCGUAUCACUGAGUGUGUGCGUUCGUGCACCUUCUUUGAUUGCCACACACAGAUGAUAUUCACUUUGCUAUUACACUCACCAGUUCUUUGGGGAAGCAAUAAUGAUGCAGAUGGAGAUUCAGGCGUCUCACGUGUUGAUGAUAUGUUUAACUAUGGAAUCGUUUCUCUUGAAUGUUCGACUCAGAUUUUAGAUGAGGGAAACUACUGGCCUGCUUAUAGAGCUGGAGUCUACGCAGCACGUUUGGGUGAAUGGGUCACAUCUGCCUUGAUUUUUGACAAGCUCAAGACCAACGUCCAGUCUGAUGUUAACUCUUUUUGGUUAAAGUCAUUAACCUAUUUAUCUCACGCUGAAGGGAAACUGCAACUGCUUCUCAUGCCAAGUGGUAGUUUCAAGUUAGUCAAUUGGUUGAAGAGUAACAGUUGUUUACCAGAACUCUCCAAAGAUGCAUCUGGAGAGUUUGCUCACUGCGUAGCUCUUCAUGAAGCGUAUAUGAAUUUACAGUCGUCACUGGGAAUGUUGGGGAAUAUUAAAGCGUCGAGUGAAGUGUUCUGUUUCCAAACGUGGUUCUUGGUUCUAAAGACUCGGGUAAUGGAAACUGUGAUUGAUCUCGUUGAAUGCCUCGGGCUGCUUAACCAAGAUGUCUGCAACAAGAAGCAGGUGACUGGUUGUAAUUCUCUGAAACAGCUUCCUCGUAUCUCUAUUCAGCUUCAAAAGUUGGCGAAGGAGUUUGAUAUGUUAGCGACGUGUUUUAUUGACAUAGACGAUCGCAGCUCUAGCGUUAUCGCAUCUCUUUCACUGAGCUGUUCAGUUAUGGCUUUUGCUGCUGGAAUAGUUCUCUUCAUUCCAGGUUUUUCGUCUCAUGAAACUUUGACCCCUUUCACUUCACAAAGUGGUCUUUGCUCGAGGCUUGUACAAGAUUUAGUUCAAAGGCUGUGGAAGGUGGACCCUGAAACCUGCGAAAUGCUUAGUAUGCUCGUGAAGGAAAACGAAUCACUAAGCUGUUCCCACGUGCAGCCUAGGAAUCAAGUACUUAAAGUCUGUAACAAAGUGAAGAUGCUGCUAUCUGUUUGCAGAGAUGUUCUUGCAUGCAUUCAUGGAUUGCAGAACUGGUCUAAUUCAAUGCAAGAAGAGAACAUUAGUUCUGAGAUUACUAAGAGUUGCCGGAUUCUACUUUCACAAGUAAUUAUGAAAUGGAUGCAGAUCCCUUUUGGCAUUCCAAAGUACUUCUUUAAUAUAAGGCCUUGUGUUGGUGCUGAGCUAUUUGCUCUUAGUUCAGACAGAAGAAAGAGUACUCCUGAUACAAUUACAGUGGAACAAGGCUUUCAACUGUCACUUGAUCUUUGUCUUCAGUUGAAAAACAUACAACAACCAAGAGUCUCUGUUCGACUAACAAAACUGUAUUGCCUCCUUUAUACCAAACUAGCUUAUCACACCCCGAUUCAGAACGGUGAAGCCAAAAGAAACCAAAAGUCUUAUUCUCCUUGGAGAGAUGAAGAUCUGGUAGAAAUGAGUGGCAAGCUGUUUCAUCAUGCUGUUACAAAGUCUGGUAAGAAGCCUGAAGGUUCAGGUCGGUUUGAUUGGAGCAACGGUGUUUCUGCGGUUGUGCAGUUCGAACCAAACGAGAGAGGACAAGGGUUUUCUAGCUGCUUGCUAGAUGUUUCGCGUUUCCCAGUUGGUUCGUAUCAGCUAAAAUGGUUAAGUGGUUGCGUUGAUCAGCACGGUUCUUGCUGGAAUCUUCUACCUCUCAGUGGCAAACCUGUGUUUACCGUUAAGAAAGCUUCUUGACUAGAAUCUAAAACCAGAGUGUUUCACGGAUCCUAUGGCGAAAGAUUAAAGAUCCAAAGAGGAUAUGAUUUGUAAGAAAGCAAGAAAAGAGACAGAGAUUGGCUUGGUGAUAAUCUCGAGACUUGCAGCUGUAAUAUGAGUUUGAGUAACCUAUUGGAAUCGAUCUUAGGUCUGGUCAACGUGCAUUCCAAGGAUUUUGGACAAGGACCAUAUAUAAACUGCACAUAGGAGAGUAAAGAUACCCAUAGGCUCUCAAAUGUUUCAUUAUUAAGAAGUCAGGGAACUAAACAACGAUUAUAAUUUGAAGGUUUUAGCUUUUAAGGGUA
This is a messenger RNA of Brassica oleracea var. oleracea, 3820 nucleotides long. RefSeq names its product integrator complex subunit 7. Gene Ontology annotation, cellular component: integrator complex. Gene Ontology annotation, biological process: snRNA 3'-end processing. The transcript is spliced from 7 exons. NCBI's taxonomy places the organism in Eukaryota, Viridiplantae, Streptophyta, Magnoliopsida, Brassicales, Brassicaceae. The record is from RefSeq and is a predicted model, not a curated record. The coding region runs from base 117 to 3494 and encodes 1125 amino acids.